Messenger RNA from Cuscuta epithymum, 1271 nucleotides. NCBI's taxonomy places the organism in Eukaryota, Viridiplantae, Streptophyta, Magnoliopsida, Solanales, Convolvulaceae. The record is from the annotation of a GenBank genome assembly.
CUCAUCUCCACUUUUUGUGUAUAUAUUCGAUCUAAAUCUUCAAAACUCAUUUAAGAAUUUGAAAGAAAAGUUUUGUCAAAAAAAUCAGACGAAACCUUAUGCAAACACAUAUUCAAUGACAACCUUAUCAUCGUCAUCAACAUGUUUCUCGACGGCAGCAGAUCGUGUGGUAGUUAACGAAUACAAUCACACAGCUCCAUCUCUUCACACCGGCGGCGUCAUCUUCUCCGAUCAACUGGCCGGAAUCUCUCCCGCUCAUCAUGAUCAUGGCAACGAAGGAUCCAACGGCGGUACCCAUCUGAGCAGCCCAAUUCUAGGACUGUUCUUGCAGCAACCUUCGGUUGUGGAAAUCCCAAAAACGCCCUCCGUAUUCAAUUUCCCGCUAUUUGGGCAAAAUGGUCACUUCACAAAUAGCUGGCUGAAGAUGGAUCAAGCCUUAACUGCAAAAACUAACGACCCUUCCAAGAGUUUCACUGAUUUCUGGCAUGCCAACACCAGAACUCAGCCCCUGAAACACGCCGGGAAAAGGGCGAUGUCGGAUAAGUCGUUAUAUCCGACAGCGCGGCCUCCCGGUAAACUUUUCAGGGGCGUGAGACAACGGCAUUGGGGGAAAUGGGUGGCGGAGAUACGGCUGCCUCGGAACCGGACGAGGGUGUGGCUGGGGACUUUCGACACCGCGGAAGACGCUGCAUUCGCCUACGACACCGCGGCGUACAUGCUGAGGGGGGACUACGCCAACCUCAACUUCCCUGAGAUGAAGCACCGGCUAAAGGAUAGCUGCUCGAAUAAUGGCGGCGGAACCACGGCGGCCCUCAUCGAGGCCAAACUGCGGGCGAUAUCGCAAGGGGUUGUGGCCGGGACUCUGAGGAGGAAAGGUAGCAACACUACAAACAAUAAGGAGAUGAUGAAGAGGAGCGAUGAACGCCUUACUCCACCGCCUCCGCGGGCGGCGGAGACGACGGUGGUGGUCAAGAAAAGGAGAACCGAAGGGGCGGCGGCGGCGGUGCCACCCGAGAAUGAGGAAGGUGUUCAACUAAACAGAAUGCCGUCUUUAGACAUGGACUCCAUCUGGGCUGAGCUGUUAUUAGUGUCUGAUACUUAACCUCACAUCUUCAAUUCAGAUCCAUCUCCUUUGUCAUCUCGCCCAAGUCUCUAACAAUUCUUAGCUUAUUGCUUCGUAUAAUUCUUAUCACGUGUUAUUAUUACUAUACUACUAUUAUUAUUAUCAUUAAUUAUUAUCAUCAUCCUUAUCAUAAUUAUUAUCAUUAUCA